This is a messenger RNA of Phytophthora sojae, 1032 nucleotides long. RefSeq lists its product as hypothetical. NCBI's taxonomy places the organism in Eukaryota, Oomycota, Peronosporomycetes, Peronosporales, Peronosporaceae. Gene Ontology annotation, cellular component: endoplasmic reticulum. Gene Ontology annotation, biological process: fatty acid elongation. The transcript has a single exon. The coding region runs from base 1 to 1032 and encodes 343 amino acids. Gene Ontology annotation, molecular function: oxidoreductase activity. The record is from RefSeq and is a predicted model, not a curated record.
AUGUCGGGGGCAGCUCCGCGGCGCCGCGAGCGCGUGAACGUGGUGUGGAAGCCCGCGCACCUGGCGGGCGUGCUGGUGCUCGCUCUGACCUACGUGGACGCCUCCUCCGUGGCGCGCGUGGUGCGCGUACUGCUGUUCCUGUACUUCUUGGCGGCGAGUCUGGACUUGGCGUUGACGCGCUACCACCUCUGGAACUUCGAGCCCACGACGCCCGAGCUCAAGCGCUACGCGCUGGUCACUGGCGCGUCGUCGGGCAUCGGCCGGGAGAUCAGCUACCUGCUCUCGGAGCAGAAGUACUCGCUGGUGCUGGCCGCGCGCACCGAGACGACGCUGGAGCGCAUGCGCGCGGAGAUCGAGCUCGUGAACCGCCCCGCCGAGGUGCUGGUGUGCGCGUGCGACCUGGCCACGACCGAGGGCAUUAACAAACUCAUCAAGUUCGUCAAGGACAAGCAGCUGGUGGUCGACAUCCUCGUGAACAACGCGGGUGCGUGUCUGACCAAGGACUUCACGCAGCUCACGGACAAGGAGAUCGACCAGCUCAUGACGCUCGACAUGCACGCCAUGAUCAAGCUCUCGCGCGCCAUCGUGCCGCAGAUGGUGGAGCGCAAGGUCGGACGUGUGCUGAACAUCAGCUCCAUUGCGGGGGCGCAUGCAGUCCCCACGGCGGCGCUGUACGGCGGCAGCAAGGCCUUCGUGACCAGCUUCAGCCAGGCGCUGAGCUACGAGCUGCGCUCGACCGGCGUCACCGUCACAUGUAUGUGUCCCGGGCCUGUGGCUACCAACUUCAGCAAGACGGCGGAUCUUGACAAGGCAGUGUGUAUGACGGUCCCAGGGAUCACGGCGGAUGCCAAGGACACGGCUAAGACGGCGUUGGACGCCAUGUUCAACGGCGAGGUGCUCGUGUACAACACGUGGUUCGCCUACUUGGUGGCAAACAUGGCGCAGUGCAUUCUUCCGGGCCGCCUAGCUGCUUUCUGCAAUGGUGCUGGAAUGCAUGAGCUGAAGAAUAUCUGGCAGAUGGCUAAGAGAUGA